Neltuma alba is the source of this 1342-nucleotide messenger RNA. RefSeq names its product ethylene-responsive transcription factor ERF054-like. The record is from RefSeq and is a predicted model, not a curated record. Lineage: Eukaryota; Viridiplantae; Streptophyta; Magnoliopsida; Fabales; Fabaceae. Gene Ontology annotation, biological process: regulation of DNA-templated transcription. Bases 129 to 1067 code for a protein of 312 amino acids. The transcript is spliced from 2 exons. Gene Ontology annotation, cellular component: nucleus. Gene Ontology annotation, molecular function: DNA binding; DNA-binding transcription factor activity.
AAUCUCUCCAUUCUUCAUGUUUUGCUUGAGAUUGAAGAUGGUUCGGUCCAAAGCCGAGAUUUUGAGUUUUGCUUCUUCAUCCAUCUCUUUUCUCUGCGUACAACACCCAAAAAGUCUCUGUUUCUGAGAUGGAUAGAUUCACCAAUGGUGUUGAUGGUACUCAAAUGGGAGAAAUUCGAGACUCGAGCUUUCAGAGGCAAGCAUGGAAGUCAGUUUAUGAUGAAGCUCACAAGUCAGAUAGGCCUCUCAAAAGAAUCUGUAGCCCUGAGCGUCAAAUCCUAUGCCAUCCCUCUGUUUCUCUCACUCUGCCUCCACCUCCUUCAUCGUCUUCUUCAAGUAUCACGUUUCCCUUUGCCCUUGAUGAGUCUCCCUACCAAUCUACAGCCACAACUUAUCAGCCCUUGAAGUCUUUCGCAUGCCCACCGUUUUUAGGAUCAGACCCAGAACGUGAUCAUCAUCAGCGGCGGCAGACGCCUCUUCGGCCAUUGCACACUACUAAGCUAUACAGGGGAGUGAGGCAACGCCACUGGGGCAAAUGGGUGGCUGAGAUUCGUCUUCCUAACAGUAGAAAUCGCCUCUGGUUAGGCACAUUUGACACUGCAGAAGAUGCUGCUUUGGCUUAUGAUCGUGAGGCCUUUAAGCUCAGAGGAGAGAAUGCUAGGCUCAAUUUCCCCGAUCUCUUUCUCAAUAAAGCUCCCCAUUCAACUGCUUCUUCCUCCUCGUCCUCAAAGCAGCCUGAACCAGAAGAGAAUCACGAGGUUCAGGAAACUGCUAGAGGUAAUACAGCAGAGGGAGGUCUUUCAGAGGCAGAGAAAGUGGGUUUGGGAGACAUGGAGGCUUGGUACAACACGAUUCCACAAGGCUGGGGACCCGAGAGCGCUGUGUGGGAUGAUUUAGACAGCACCAACCAUCUUCUGUUUCAGUCACAGUUUCCUUUUGUGAAUCCAAACCAGCAAGACUUCGAUGAUGCUAAUAAUGCUGAGAGACAAGAAGACAAGACAGGACCAGAUUAUGCCUCCGCUUCCUCCUCUGCUUGUCUCAUGAAACCUUUCUCCUGCAGGGAUUAAGAUUGAUGUUUCCAUUUAAAAAUUGAGACCUUAUUCUCAGCAUCAAAAUCCUGCAUCUUGUCUGAGCUACAUACUAAGAUACAGCUCAAGUUUCUGUAGGUGAUAAGACGACAUGUUAUUUAUUUCCAGGCCUCUCAGAACUCAGAAGACACGAGAGAUAUCAAGCUACAUGAGCCUUAUGAGGAUGUUAGGUAGUAGCUUGUAGUUUGGAGCAUGAACAUGGCAGAAGGAGAUGCUUUUGUGACUUCCCUCUCCAUAAAGCUCUGUUUUUUUCG